UUUUAGGGAGAAAAAACAACAACCAGGAAGUUAACGAGCAACAGGAGGGAACGUAGGCUGUUCAACAGGAACAUCAAACUCGCAUAAUCAAUAAAAACGUUUUACAAAUUGGAUGCAUCGGGAUUAAAUAAACUAUCAUUCUGGUGGCGAUAAUUAAGGACUGAAGUUUGACAAAAUGGAUAAUGAUCUGGAGCAGGGAGAGGUGGUGGAGCAGGACAAGGUGAGGACCCUGCAGUCUCAGGUGGAGGGAGUGAAGGACAUCAUGACCCAGAACGUGGACCGGAUCCUGGCCCGGGGAGAGAGGCUGGACGACCUGAUGGGCAAGUCAGAGGACCUGCAGGCUGGGGCUGAGGACUUCAAGCACACGUCCCAGAAGGUGGCUCGCGCCUACUGGUGGAAGAACAUGAAGCUGUGGGUGGUGAUCGUGGUCAUCGUCCUCGUCAUAAUCCUCAUCAUCGUACUGCUCAGCACUGGCGUCAUCCCAACCAGCUCCCCUGUUCCCCCACUUCCCAAACCUACUAAAAUAUCAAACUAGUAAUGUUUUUCCCCACUGUGUUUUAGCUGAGCUGGUUACUAGAGAGGAUGUUAGUGGGGUUUUUUGUUUUGAAAGAUGGGGAAAAAUUAGCUGCAAUGGUAUAGUGAAAGAAAGGGGGAAUUGAAAGAGGGAAUGGAGAGAGAACCUGAAGAAGCAUGAGAGCCUUUUGACCUCUAUCAUGACCUGAUAAUCCAUCAUACACAAACUGCGGGAACUCUCUUGUCAUGACCCAAUGAAGGUUCUCAUGGUCCCUGUACUCAGGCCUUGGAAACCCUGGCUAACUCCAGUCAACUUGCUGUGAGAGAGGUGGAAUUGAACAGCUAACAACUCCCCCUGCUGGUCCAAACGAAUAUCUCAAGCUCCUAGGACUGCUGUCAGCCAUGUCAUAGCUUUGUUAAUGGGUUCCUCUCAUAGAAUAGGCCAAUGGCUUUCAGAUCAAUUGAAAUCAAUUGUAAUUCAGCAAUUGCUCAACUAUUUCUUCCCACUUAAGCCUUCAUCCCUCAAAUUAAUUCAUCCAGAUAAUGAAAUCUUAACUAAAUUAAAACGGUUAAUUGCAUAGUAGCUUUUGGUAGGCCUACCUGUAUUCUUUAACUACUUGUGCGUUUUAACUUAGCCCACUGCCCACUCCAAUGUUACAAUACCAGCCAAGCUUUGGAGAGGUCAAGGAGUUAACUCCCAUGCUUGUAUAUAGUUUUCUUACCUGUAUAUACAUUUGUAAAGCACCCAUAUGGGGCCCUAAACCAUCCCAGUAGUGUAACAAUUAGGUUAAUUUGAGGCUAUUUAUUAAUGUUUUAUUUUUCUCAUCCCUACUGAACAUCUUUUCUUUUUUCUUUUUCAAAUGACUGUAUUAAUGUUGUUUUUAAUCAACAAAAUCAAUGAAGGAGAAUGAUAUUACAUGCUUGGAUUCAAAAAUACCUACAUGCCUCAAAUGCCUAUUACAAUAUUUGUAUAAUGGGAAAUUAUUGAAAUUACAUAUUGCCUUAAUUCUUUAAUUAAAAGUAUGACAAAUCCAUAUUUUUGCUGUUUAUCAUAAGGCUGUCACCAUAAUGUGCCUCGCUAGAGUCCGAUGAAACAUAUGUGUUACUUUCUCCCCCCAUCCUUAAGAUUGUAUUUAACCCACUCAGUGUCACACCUCUAUUUGAAUCCCCUGCCUCUGGCAAUGUGGGAAACAGAGUCCUAUCAGUAGAUAUGUGGGUUAGAGAUAUAAUUGUAUUUUAGACCGGUAGGAUUUAUUGGGAAUUUGGGCCAGUUUCAAUUGCUAUAGAAUUAUAUUAUUUUGUUUUUCAUUCAUUGAUUAAUUGAUGGAGUUCAAUCAUAUUAUGUCUGAUUAAUUAUACAAUAAAUAGUAUUUACACACGCA
This is a messenger RNA of Coregonus clupeaformis (lake whitefish), 1895 nucleotides long. Its product is annotated as vesicle-associated membrane protein 8. The coding region runs from base 176 to 535 and encodes 119 amino acids. Lineage: Eukaryota; Metazoa; Chordata; Actinopteri; Salmoniformes; Salmonidae. Gene Ontology annotation, molecular function: syntaxin binding; SNAP receptor activity. The record is from RefSeq and is a predicted model, not a curated record. Gene Ontology annotation, biological process: SNARE complex assembly; vesicle-mediated transport; vesicle fusion. Gene Ontology annotation, cellular component: SNARE complex; plasma membrane. The transcript is spliced from 3 exons.